Molecule: messenger RNA, 973 nt
Organism: Leguminivora glycinivorella
Lineage: Eukaryota; Metazoa; Arthropoda; Insecta; Lepidoptera; Tortricidae
Product: gem-associated protein 7-like
Exons: 2
Coding region: 66-350 (94 amino acids)
Biological process (GO): spliceosomal snRNP assembly
Cellular component (GO): SMN-Sm protein complex
Source: RefSeq, a predicted model, not a curated record
CGAAAUCAAUUCGUACCUUAAAUUUUAAUUGUUUUUUAUAAAUAUCUUUCAUAUUUUACUGGCUCAUGGCUAUGUCAAAUAAGCUAGAAAUAUCUUCGGCGGAACAGGAGGCGCGAGCGAAGCUACGAGAGAAGUUUCUUCACGGGAUCAGUGAGUUGCGUGGCCAAAGCUGCACAAUCCUUACAUAUGAGCAGACAGAGCUCAAUGCGUCAUUCACCGGAUGGCAGCCAGAUGGCACAGAACUGUUGGUCCAGGAUUUGAAGACCCCGGCCAGUACCAUUCCUAAUGCUCGACUGAGAACUCCUGAUGUGUUAGCGAUACAUUUUGAUACUGAUAUACAGCUCCCUUAGUUUAUAAUUUUUAAUAAAAUAUAUAGGUUAAUUUUGAGUACUUUUGUAAUAUGAUAUGUAUUAGCUAUUAAGCCGAGAAUAUAGUAGAAUAUAAAAAAAAAACUGAAUUGUUUUCUUUACAGAGAAAGUAAAAGCAAUGCUUUAUUUAAUAUUUAGUACAUAAGAUAUAUCAGUGAACAACAUCCACAUUGUUCACAACUUCAUUAGUACCAAUACAAAUAGGUAAACUAUAGUCAAACAGUAAGAAAUAUCCAUGCCAUAAUAUAUUAUGGCUCAAAUAUUCCGCUGCCGUUUUGUAUACACCAUUAUUUCAAUGAAGAUCUUCAUGAAUAAUGUAUAAGACAAAUGAAUUAUGACGGAUAAAUAGACAUAACAACAUAAUAGCAUGCAUGGCUCAAUCAGUUCCAAUACUAACUUUCUAUGCAGUAGCCAUAGACAACCAGCAUAAGUAUAAUAUACACUUGAUCCCUCAAAGAUCUGAAUGAAGUAAGAAGAUCAUAUUUUAUAUCACAGCAGUAGCGAUAUAAUAACGUGAGUACAACCGUAGAUUCAUUAAAUAUAUUUUUCACCACACCAACUGGUAAAGGCUUACUUUGCUAUUCGAAAACAGAUAGCAAAAUUGC